UUUCGACCAAUCUUCUUUGGGUUAAAUAAAAGUCUUUUCAGGUGUUUUGGUUCCACCGGCGAAGGGAGGCUACUCCCAUUAUAUUCUAGAAUUUUCCCGAAAACAUGGCAGAUACAAAGAAACAACAGGCAGAACAGUUGAAGGUUGAAGGGAACAAAGCGUUAGCUGAAAGUAAAUAUGAGGAGGCUUUGAGGCUGUAUACCGAGGCUCUGACACUUGACAACAAUGCAGUGUUGUAUAGCAACCGAUCAGCAGCUCACACAAAGGCAGGAAACUACGUCGAAGCUAUCGAAGAUGCAGAGAAAGCUAUUCAGAUGAGACCUGAUUGGAUAAAGGGUUGGUCUCGUAAAGGAACAGCUCUUUGUUACCUGAAAAGAUAUGAAGAGGCAAAGAUUGCUUUUGAAGAAGGUCUCAAGAUUGAACCAGACAAUCAGCAAUUGAAGGAUGGUUUAGCUGAAGCAGAGUCAAAUCUGACAGGUCCUGGGGGCAGCUCUGCUAUUGGUAACCCAUUUACCCAGCCUGAUGUCAUGCAGAAACUGGAAGCCAACCCAAAGACACGGGAGUACUUGAAGGAUCCAUUGUUUAGACAACAAAUAGAACUGAUGAGACUCAGUGGUAGCAUGCAAAAUGUAAAUGAUUCACGGAUGAUAGCAUGUUUAGGAGUUCUUUUGGGCAUUGAUCUGCAGACAUUUGAUGAUCCAGAUGAUAUUCCUAAACCAUCGUCGUCAUCGAAAUUCACGUCAGAGCCUCCGUCUUCUACCUCAAAGCCUCAGUCCUCAAGUGAUUCUAAUUCCUCCCAACAAAAUAAAAGCAAUGAAAGUUCAGUCUCAGAUGAGCAGAAAAAGGCAAAAGCAGCAAAAGAGAAGGGAAAUGCAGCAUACAAGGAAAAGAAAUUUGAGGAAGCAAUUAAACAUUAUGAUGAGGCUAUUGACCUUGACCCCACUGAGAUGACAUACUUAAACAACAAAGCUGCUGUUUACUUUGAACAGAAGAAGUAUGAUGAAUGUAUAGCAAUAUGUGAAAAGGCAGUGGAAGUUGGACGUGAAAACAGGGCAGACUUUACCAUUAUUGCUAAAGCACUAGCAAGAACAGGGAAGGCUUAUUUGAAGAAAGAGGAUGAAGAAAAUGCAAUCAGAUACCUGAACAAAUCAUUAUCAGAACACAGGGCACCAGAUAUAGCUAAACUAGUUCUAGAAAUUGAGAAACAGAAGAAAGAGAAGGAAAGACUUGCAUACAUAAACCCAGAGAUUGCAUUAGAGGAGAAAACUAAAGGGAACGAAUUUUAUCAACAAGGGAAAUAUCCUGAGGCAUUAAAACACUACACAGAAGCUAUCAAAAGGAACCCACAGGAUGCAAAAAUAUACAGCAAUAGAGCAGCAUGCUAUACAAAACUCAUGGAAUUUAACCUCGCUCUCAGAGACUGUGAUGAAUGUAUUAAACUGGAACCAAACUUUAUUAAAGGCUAUUUACGUAAAGCAGCCAUUUUUACGGCAAUGAAAGAAACAUCCAAAGCUACACUAGCGUAUCAGAAAGCUCUUGAAUUGGAUCCUAACUGUGCAGAGGCCCAGCAAGGAUACAGAAGCUCAUUGAUACAGGAGAACAGUGACCCAGAGGCAGUUAGAAAACGGGCGAUGGAGAACCCAGAAAUACAAGAAAUAUUGAGUGAUCCAGCCAUGAGACUUAUACUUGAACAAAUGCAAAAAGAUCCAAAUGCUUUAAAAGAGCACCUGAAGAACCCAGAUGUAGCAUCAAAGAUAGAAAAACUUCUAGAAGCAGGAAUUAUUGCGAUUCGUUAAUGAACAUACUUUUUUUUGCCAUCAUCUAUCAUCAUUAUUUUGCUAUAAAUGUGAUAGGAGAGCUAUGGUUCAAGUUAGACACAAGUAAAAUUUGGACAGUAAAAAUGAAUUCCCGAGUCUGUAAUUGAUAGGCAUAAUUCUGUAAAAAUAUGUCUGUUUUGUUGUUUGAUUUUAUAUAUCGGGUCAAAAUGUUGCUAGAGAAUGAAAUUUCCUUUUGAUUUUUCCAAAUAUUUUGCUACCAAUUAAAUUAAAAUAGUUUAUAUGUGAUUGGCUGUUUUGUGAUUUUCAAGGUUUUAAUAGCAAGUAUGGUGAAUCACAUUCUGUCUGUUCUUUUACAUUGAAUGAAAUGUUCGGGUAUAGAUGUGUCUUGUGAAUAGAAAUAUCCGGUAUUUUCAGACUAAUUGCAAAUUUUCAUGUAUUACAUUCGUUACAAAACUAGUUCUGUUGUUAAAAUAAUUGCUACAUCUUGCAAUUUGAAUUUGAUAACAAAAGGAGUAUACAUACCUUAUUCCUGCAAAACUUUUCAACCUGUUGAUGCAUUUCUUCCUCCUUAAAGCAAUAAUGUCUCUUUGUAUUUUCAAUGUGUAUUAUAAUUUUAGGUGUAUUUUGAUAUGUUAUGUUGCUAUUAUAUUAAAAUUGUGUUCAGAAUUGAUAAAAUAUCUUAUGAUUUUGUACUAUCUCUGUAGAGAUAGUUUAACAAAGUUUUAAAUGUCAGACUGUUCCAUGUAUACCCUUUAGAAGUCUGAAAAGUAAUGAAUCAGAGUUUUGUAGCACUUGUAUAAAAGUCAGUGAUAUGCAUGUUUGUAUAUGUGGUGAUAUGAUUUCAGGACAUUUUCCCCUGUAGAAAAUGUUUUAUAGAUUGUAACCUUGUUAAAUUAUGUUGCGUAUUUUUUGUAAGUGCUUAAAAAUGAAAUUAAUACUAAGGGAACAAUCAAGAG
This is a messenger RNA of Mercenaria mercenaria, 2734 nucleotides long. RefSeq names its product stress-induced-phosphoprotein 1-like. The record is from RefSeq and is a predicted model, not a curated record. The coding region runs from base 105 to 1796 and encodes 563 amino acids. Gene Ontology annotation, molecular function: Hsp90 protein binding. The transcript has 13 exons. Lineage: Eukaryota; Metazoa; Mollusca; Bivalvia; Venerida; Veneridae.